Messenger RNA from Sycon ciliatum, 1581 nucleotides. RefSeq lists its product as uncharacterized. Lineage: Eukaryota; Metazoa; Porifera; Calcarea; Leucosolenida; Sycettidae. The record is from RefSeq and is a predicted model, not a curated record. The transcript has a single exon. Bases 20 to 1255 code for a protein of 411 amino acids.
GUUAGACGCUUUUUCUCCUAUGUUUCGUGGGGUACAUAUACUUGCUGCAAAUCUGAAAAUGCAGAAACUAAAUUCGCCUCUGUUUUCACUGCUGGUGAUAUAUGCCUUUUCGUCAUGUCCAGCUUGUGAGAGUAAAAACCUACCCGAGUAUUACGGACGAGAGUACUUUGUGUCCAGUGAUGAUGAUCCUAAUCCCAGUCUCGCCACUGUUCCUCAAGUCGAGCAGUUACAGGUCGCUGUGCAGGCGCUUAUACAGCAGGUUUCUAAUCUAUCCGCAGUGCUCUCCGCGCGCGAUGACGGUUUAUCUGCGCAACUUAAUGCCGUUUCAGCUAUGGCUAGCGUAUUGGAAUCGCAACAGACUAAUCUUUCGGAGCGCCUCAGCCUCUUGGAAGGGCCAGGACCAAAUGUGUCCGCCCGUCUCGACAACCUGGAAGGGCAGCAACAACAGCAAGGUGAGCGACUCAGCAUUCUGGAAAGGACACAAGCCAAUGAAACUGUGCGGUUGAGCAGCCUAGAAAAUACUGUCGCAGGGCAGCUCAUCAACGUUUCAAGCAAGCUCAAUACGGCCGCAGAGAAUGUGAAGAUCUUAGAAGAAGCGGCUUCAAGCGCGAGCAAUGGUCUGCAAAUUCUCCAGGGAAACAUGAGUGCCCUUUCAGAGCAAAUGAAGACUACAACCGUUCUGAUCAGCAACUUGGAGAGCUCCCAGGUGAAUCUCACGAAUCAGGUGGAGCGAGCAAAAACAACCUACACGCAUUGGGGCCGGCAAGCUUGCAACUCUUCGCUAACCCUUUACAGCGGUAUCAUGGCAGGUCCAUUCUUUUCGACCAUAGGAGGGGGCAGCGACUACCAAUGUCUGCCGUUUGAACCGGAAUACAGUGCGUUCGUCCCUGGAUCCCAGGGCAAUAGGCUGCAUUCGAGUGAAUUCCAAACUGACUUUUCAGAGCUGCCAAACUUCCAGGCACUGUACCAACACACUCCGGCUUGUUCAGUAUGCGAGACAUCUGCACAGCUGAUGCUUCCAGCCCGGCUAUCAUGUCCGGAUGGCUGGACGGUGAACUACCGGGGUUACCUCAUGUCCAGUAUCCAUCAUCGUACAGAGUAUAUCUGUAUGGAUAGUGAUCCGCAGGCUGUGCCGAACACACAGGAAAACGUCAACGGAGCAAUCAUUUACUUUGUUGAAACAGGUGACACGACAGAUAUCCCCAGCAGCUACGACACCAACAAGGAAGUGACGUGCACGGUUUGCACCAAGUAAGACAUCACACCAUUAUCAUAAUAUAAUAUUCCGUUCACUCUAUUCAAUUCUCUUUUCAAUACCUGAUAAAAAGACACCUGAAGUAUCACAGGUUUCGGCACUGAUGACGUACAUAUACACUUGCAUCAUCGUGUUUAUAGUCACGUGUAAUUUAGUGUUCGCAUGAAUUCUGUGCGCUAGUUUGGUGAGCUUCAUGUUCUUCUCGUCAAUCAAGUCGUUGCAUGUCUCAGUAGGUUUGUAGUGGUGUGCCCUGUUAUCGCACUUUAUGACUGCUUUAUAUCUUGUUACAGUCGUGGAUAGUUGCUUCAUAACUUGUCCUCGUGUGU